Messenger RNA from Scomber japonicus (chub mackerel), 1231 nucleotides. It is a transcript of the gene gpr25, whose product is annotated as G protein-coupled receptor 25. Gene Ontology annotation, biological process: G protein-coupled receptor signaling pathway; immune response. Lineage: Eukaryota; Metazoa; Chordata; Actinopteri; Scombriformes; Scombridae. Gene Ontology annotation, cellular component: membrane. Bases 1 to 1107 code for a protein of 368 amino acids. The record is from RefSeq and is a predicted model, not a curated record. Gene Ontology annotation, molecular function: G protein-coupled receptor activity. The transcript has a single exon.
AUGGAGACCUACACUUCACAGUAUGAUUAUUACUAUGGAGAAAACUUUACUGACAAUGGAGAAUUAGACAUCUCUGUGUUCAGUGAGUGCCCAGACGCACAACUUUUUGGCCUCAACAUCUUUCUGCCCACAAUAUAUUUCUUCAUAUUUUUCACAGGCUUUUUUGGGAAUCUUUUUGUGAUCUUUGUCGUGGGCAGCAAAGGGAAAAGAGGUGGGCGGCUUGUGGACACAUUUAUUAUCAACCUAGCCUUCGCCGACCUCAUCUUUGUCUUCACACUGCCACUGUGGGCCAUCUCUGCCAGCCAGAACAACUGCUGGAAAUUUGGGGACGAGCUGUGUAGACUGAGCAGCUACAUUAUAGCUGUGAACCGCUUCUCCAACAUCUUCUUUCUUACCUGCAUGAGUGUUGAUCGUUACCUUGCUGUGGUGAAACUGAUGGAUUCGAGAUAUCUCAGGAGCAGUAAGUGCAUUCGUGCCACAUGUGUUGCAGUCUGGCUCAGCUCCCUGUUUCUUGGCGUUCCAUCCCUGAAGUACCGACGAGUGGUGGAGAUCCAAAAUUCAUCCUACUGUAUGGAAGAUAACUCAUUAUCGUUUCUUGGCCUGAGCUUGACCAUGGUGUUCCUAACCUUCGUCUUUCCGGUGUUAAUCAUCUUGCUCUGCUACGGCACCAUCAUCAUGCACCUGAACAAGCACUGUGUUGCUGCUGCAAAUCCUCGAGCUCAGGCCCGCCGCAGACAUUCCCUCAAGAUGGUAUUUUCCAUUAUAGUGGCCUUUGUGGUGUCCUGGCUCCCCUUCAACAUCUUCAAAGUCAUCAGAAUUGGUUUGCAGCUCUCAAAUGCAAAUGUGAGUUGUGAAGCUGACUCAUGGCAACAAAACGGGCUACUCAUCUCAUGCUGUUUGGCCUUCCUCAACAGCUGUGUAAAUCCAGCUAUCUACUUUUUCCUGGAUCAUAACUUCAGACAACGGGUAAAGAUCUUGUGCCAGACCCUCUUGGGAAAGCCAAUGCUGCUGAACACUCAAAACUCUACAGCUUCAUUCACCAACAUUGGCACUUCAGAGAGCCUUGGGGCAGCUGGUGGGAGAACUCAGACAGACUCUAAUUUUUGAAGGUAUUAAAGUUGUUUUAUCAUCCUUUCAUAUCUGUGAUGUGUGACAAAUAAUUAAAGUAAUCCUGAUAAUGAGAGCCUUUAGAUCAGAGUAAUGUUCAACAUCUUUACAUAGAUUAAUUCAG